AUGCCGGGAACAAGUCAAUCAUACACACAUCCAUCAUAUAUAUAUCCGUCUUCACAAGGCGAGGCCCAAACCGCUCCUGGUAGCUCACAGCAGUUUCAUUGUCAUCUUCCACCUGUUUCUAUGUUACCUCCCCCGCCACCAUUACCUCCCGGUACCAUGCCACCAGGGCAACCAAGCUUCCCACUUUCGUUUCCCAUUAGAAAAUUGGAACCCCCUGGAAGGCCUCUUCCUCCACCGCCUCCUCGAUCUUCAUUGCCAAUCAUUGCAGACACCGCUUGUGAUAAACCUGAAGCUGCAAAGCUUGUUUGUGAAAGUGUGUCUUUGAAUGGCAUAGCUCUUGACCAUGAAGGACCUGUUGUUGAAGACGCUGGAUCUUCAAAAGAGAGUUCUAUCCAUUGCGGUGAAUCUUCUCCACCACUUGAGAAGGCAGAGGAUGGUUCUCCUUUAUGUACUGACCCUGACAUUGAGAUGGAAGAUGAUAUUACGCUGCCAGAGAAUGAGAAUUACCCAAGCCAACCUCUUAACUGUGGUUCUUAUCAAGUUCGUGGGGAAUACGUAAAGACAGAACAGCCGCCUUCACAACACAACUUAGUUGAAACCAAUUCUAUCACAGGGAACACCGUGAAUUUUCAGAUAGAGCCUCUUGGUUCAAAGUCAUACGCUCAAAUACACCAAGAUACAGAUGAUGGUUCCAGACAAGCUUCUUCCUCUCCUUACUCUGGAAGAGCCAAGAUUGUCCCGGAAUGCGGUCUCGGUUACAUGUAUGAUCCCUUCGUAGACAGCUUUGAACCAGUAUCCGUAAAAUUAGAUUGUGUUCAGGAGCUUGAACCAGCUAACGACUCGUACAAUGUACCAAAGGCUAGCAUUUCCUCAAACAGACCACUCAACAUGGGAGAAAACAACCAAGGUGUUGAUAAACAAGCUCUAAGUGGGUCAGACAUGACAGCUCGGGUCAGUGUUUCCUCCAAAAAACCACCGGACGUUGAAGAAAACACCACAGGAAACGAUAUUGGAGCAGUUGUUUCUGGAGACAAUGACGAGUUUGGUGAGAAUGCAGAAAACGGAAGAGGUAACAGCCAUGAGACGGGGACUCCAAACUCCCAUAACGACAAUGUACUUGAAGGCGAUAACACAAGGAAAAAGUCCAGAGAGAAUCCAAAGGAGAAAGAUCCAUCAAGGUCCAUGAAGCUUUUCAAAGUGGUGCUUACAAAAUUCGUGAAGGAUCUUCUGAAACCAUCAUGGAAGCAAGGGAAUAUGAGCAAAGAGGCGUUUAAGACGAUUGUGAAGAGAGCGGUGGAAAAAGUUUCGAAUUCAAUGGAGGGUCGUCAUAUACCGAAAUCAAGAGCUAAGAUCGAUAGGUACAUUGAUACUUCACAGCAGAAGCUGACCAAACUCGUCAUGGGUUAUGUAGACAAGUAUGUCAAAGCAUAG
Arabis nemorensis is the source of this 1431-nucleotide messenger RNA. The record is from the annotation of a GenBank genome assembly. Lineage: Eukaryota; Viridiplantae; Streptophyta; Magnoliopsida; Brassicales; Brassicaceae.